AAAGCUCUUGAAAGAGGCGAAGGCGAGUGGUGGAGUUAAAAUAAAAAUCAGAGACGCACAAAAUAUGGGUGCUUGGGCAAUCGCAGUGCAUGGCGGCGCUGGUGUAGACCCAAAUCUUCCUAAAGAAAGGCAAGAGGAUGCUAAGAGACUCCUCACUCGUUGCCUUGAUAUCGGAAUCUCUGCUCUCCGCUCUAACCUCCCCGCCAUCGACGUCGUUGAACUCGUCGUGAGAGAGCUGGAAACGGAUCCACUGUUUAACUCCGGGCGUGGCUCCGCCCUUACAGAGAACGGAACCGUGGAAAUGGAAGCCAGCGUUAUGGACGGACCGAAGAGAAGAUGCGGCGCCGUUUCGGGCUUGACCACGGUUAAGAACCCGGUGUCUCUUGCCCGACUUGUAAUGGAUAAAACACCACAUUCGUAUCUGGCCUUUGCGGGUGCCGAAGAGUUCGCAAGGAAACAGGGCGUGGAGUUGGUGGACAAUGAAUAUUUCAUUACGGAAGACAAUGUGGGGAUGCUUAAGUUGGCAAAAGAGGCCAACUCAAUCCUGUUCGACUACCGUAUCCCGACCCUCUGCACCUGCGGUGGCGGCACCGCUAUGGAAAGUCCUAUACAGAUGAACGGUCUACCAAUCACCGUCUACGCUCCAGAGACAGUGGGGUGCGUGGUGGUUGACAAGGAGGGUCACUGCGCUGCCGCCACCUCCACCGGUGGGCUCAUGAACAAGAUGAUCGGAAGGAUCGGUGACUCGCCACUCAUUGGCUCAGGGACUUACGCUUGUGACUUGGUGGCCGUUUCAUGCACCGGGGAAGGGGAAGCCAUCAUUCGAAGCACCCUGGCGAGGGAAGUGGCGGCGGUGAUGGAAUACAAAGGGUUGAAUCUGCAUGAGGCGGUGGAUUAUGUAAUAAAGUACAGAUUAGAUGAAGGGAAAGCUGGGCUGAUUGCUGUUUCCAAAAAUGGUGAAGUGGCUUGUGGGUUCAACACCACUGGUAUGUUUAGGGGCUGUGCCACCGAGGAUGGGUUCAUGGAAGUUGGUGUCUGGUGAAAUGUCUUUGGGUUGCGGCCCGCAAAUGCCUUUCCUUUUAGUCAUUUUACUCCUGCUCCACUACUACCUGGUUUGAUCAUAUAAUUAAGCAAAUCAUUGUAAUUGUACUGCCCCAGUAAUGCAAAUUAUCAUGUUACCAUCUUUAA
Hibiscus syriacus is the source of this 1188-nucleotide messenger RNA. RefSeq names its product probable isoaspartyl peptidase/L-asparaginase 2. Bases 65 to 1042 code for a protein of 325 amino acids. NCBI's taxonomy places the organism in Eukaryota, Viridiplantae, Streptophyta, Magnoliopsida, Malvales, Malvaceae. Gene Ontology annotation, molecular function: hydrolase activity. The transcript has 4 exons. The record is from RefSeq and is a predicted model, not a curated record.